AUGAAGAAUCAUUUUGAAAUUUCUAAGAAAACAACAAAUCAUUCUAAUAACACUACUACUACUACUGUUACACUUCAUCGUACAUCAUCAGCAAUUCCGAAAAAAUCAACUGAACGUAAUAGACAAAAAGGUGUUAGACGAUUAACUGUUGGUGUUGCCAAUUCUUUACCUCAUUCAUCAUCAUCAACUUUAGAUUAUUAUUGCAUUUCACCACCACCAUCAUCAUCACAACUUUCACAUACAAAAAAUAAAGAGGACACAUUAUUAACACAAUUAAAUAAUGUUAAAAAUAUUUCUAACUUAUCAUCAUCAUCACCACCGCCACCACCAUCAUCAUCGUCAUUAUCAACUUCUCCUCCUUCUACUACACGAUGUGAUUUAAUGAUUGUCCGACGACCUGUCAUUCCUGUGACAACUUCGCAUUCAACUACAACUAUUUCAUAG
Molecule: messenger RNA, 444 nt
Organism: Schistosoma margrebowiei
Lineage: Eukaryota; Metazoa; Platyhelminthes; Trematoda; Strigeidida; Schistosomatidae
Source: the annotation of a GenBank genome assembly